AUGGGUCUGAUGAAGAUCCUCAGGAAGAUGAAGCAAGAAGAGAAGGAGGUUCGCCUUCUCAUGCUUGGCCUCGACAAUGCAGGCAAAACCACCAUUCUGAAGAAGUUCAAUGGUGAACCAGUGGAUACAAUCUCACCAACUCUGGGCUUCAACAUCAAGACGCUCGAGUACGAGGGCUACAAGCUCAAUAUUUGGGACAUUGGGGGACAGAAAACGAUUCGCAGCUACUGGAGGAACUACUUUGAGGCCACCGAUGGUCUCGUUUGGGUCGUUGAUUCUGCGGAUCGACAGCGCUUGGAGGACUGCAAACAGGAGCUGGACCGACUUCUUCAGGAAGAGCGCUUAGCAGGCGCAACCUUGCUGAUCUUUGCGAACAAGCAAGAUCUACCUGGAGCUCUGACAGCUCCAGAGAUUCGAGAUUUCCUCCAGCUUGAAGAGAUCAAGCGACGGCACUGGUGCAUUCUGGCCUGCUCUGCAUACACUGGCGAGGGGCUCUUGGAAGGAGUGAGAUGGCUGGUUUCUGAUAUUUCAUCACGAGUGUUCUUCCUAGACUGA
This is a messenger RNA of Symbiodinium natans, 555 nucleotides long. The record is from the annotation of a GenBank genome assembly. Lineage: Eukaryota; Dinophyceae; Suessiales; Symbiodiniaceae.